Messenger RNA from Pelobates fuscus (common spadefoot toad), 792 nucleotides. RefSeq names its product ciliary microtubule inner protein 2A (gene CIMIP2A). Gene Ontology annotation, cellular component: nucleus. The record is from RefSeq and is a predicted model, not a curated record. Lineage: Eukaryota; Metazoa; Chordata; Amphibia; Anura; Pelobatidae. The transcript has 7 exons. Bases 10 to 792 code for a protein of 260 amino acids.
GUCAUAGCUAUGCAGCAUUUAGAUGGUAGUCUGUACUCUCCUGACAUAAUUAAUGGUACUCGAUGUGGAGGUUUAACCUAUCAGUCUCAUUACCAGCGGUUGGACAUCUACAAGCCGAGGGGCAGAAGAGGGGCCGAAGUACAUUUUACACCAACAACGAAUUUGCCAACACAGACCUCCAUCCCUAUGUACCGAGAGUCCAGUGAAGACUACUGUCUGUAUCCGUAUAUGAAGAACAGAGACAUGUACCAAUCAGAGACGUCAGCAGUCUUCACUCCACCAGCCCAAUCAAGUCGAGCAUCAUUCGCUCAGCUACAAGGAGGACCAUCAUUGAACAAGCUUUACGUAGGUCAAGGAGAGGCGUUCCCAGAAAUCCAUACACCAAUUAGAUACCUGAAGACUUGGCCUGCCCAAGACAUCUACCAUGAAGGUAUCCAAGAGACUGUCAGGAGAGGCCAGCUGGUACAUAAGCCAACGCCGAUACAGAGAAAAGCCAUACCGGGAUACACUGGAUAUAUCCCGUGCCCUACCUGGUCCCUGGGAGUGAGUUACAUACCUGGUGCCGUGGAUCGAUUGGAUAAAUUUGAACGUGCCCAAGCGAAGAUGGAAAAUCUUCCAAUGUACCCAGAUGUGAUACGCAGAAAAACAGCAGCGCUGGAUUGCAGAAUCUACACCUCUGCUGGUCUCAAGCCCAAAUACACCGGCUUUAUCCCAGGUUACAGGGACAGCUUUGGUUACACCUAUGGUGAUGCUUCCAGACUCUGCUACUGGAAAUACCAACAUCAAGAAUGA